Rhizophagus irregularis DAOM 181602=DAOM 197198 is the source of this 369-nucleotide messenger RNA. NCBI's taxonomy places the organism in Eukaryota, Fungi, Glomeromycota, Glomeromycetes, Glomerales, Glomeraceae. The record is from RefSeq and is a predicted model, not a curated record.
AUGCUUAUACAGAUGAAUGAUGAUGAAUUGCAGCUAAUUUAUCAAAAUAUCACACAACUAAAUGACAAUGAGAAGGAUAUUAAUGAUGACAAGGAAGGUAGUGUAUGUAUUCCUGAUAAUACAAACUAUAUAAGUGGAAAAACUGGAGGUGCAAUUUCUGUAUUUAAUAAGUUGAGUGGUGCUAACUUAUUUCAAAUUCCUUGUGAACUUCAUGUUGCACAUAUUAUAAUAAAUAACUUUGAAGAAAAAAAACUUGCGGCAAAUAUUUUACAUUUAAUUUGGAAAAUUCAUGAUGGUUAUAAUAGAACAGAUAAAAACAAGCCAAUAGGAAUUCAAUCAGAUUAUAUUCGCAGACUUUAUGAUAAAUGA